AUGAGGAUGAAUAGUACCAGAUUUGGUUUUUCUCUUUUCUUCUUCAUUAUUGUUUCUGAAAGCAUGUUUUUGGGCAAUGCACAAAACACGACAGUCCCAGUUGAUGUUGGUGUGGUUCUUGACAUGGAUACAUGGAAUGGGAAGAUGGGGUGGAGUUGCAUAAAUAUGGCUCUUUCUGACUUCUAUGCCUCUCAUCCUUACUACAAAACUAGGCUGAGGCUUAACACCAGGGACUCCAGACGUGAUGUUGUUGGAGCAGCAGCCGCAGCUCUAUACCUUAUAAAAAAUGCAGAAGUGCAAGCCAUCAUAGGGCCACAAAACUCGAUGCAGGCCAACUUUGUCAUCGAUCUGGGGGAAAAAGCUCAGGUGCCCAUUAUAUCUUUCUCAGCAACAAGCCCUUCUCUUACUUCCCUUCGGAGUCCAUACUUUUUUCAAGUCUCUCAAAAUGACUCAUCCCAAGUGAAAGCUAUAAGUGCAAUUAUUCAAGCUUUUGGAUGGAGAGAAGCUGUGCCAAUCUAUGUAGACAAUAAUUACGGGGAAGGUAUAAUACCCUUCUUGAUUGAUGCCUUGCAAGGGAUUGAUACUCGUAUCCCCUACCGAAGUGUCAUUCCUCCAUUGGCCACCGAUGACCAAAUUAGUGAAGAACUUUACAAGUUGAUGACAAUGCAAACAAGAGUGUUCAUUGUGCACAUGUCACACAAUCUUAGUUCUCGGCUUUUCACCAAGGCAAAAGGGAUUGGAAUGAUGAGAGAAGGUUAUGUUUGGAUAGUUACCAAUGGGAUAGCCAAUUCAUUUAGUUUGACAGAACCUUUAAUCCUUGAAUCUAUGCAAGGGGUAUUAGGUAUGAAGACUUAUUUUCCAAAAACAAAAGAGCUUGAAAAUUUUACUAUUCAAUGGAAAAGGAAAUUCCAACAGGACAAUCCAAACAUUACCAAUGCUGAACUAAGUGUUGUUGGCCUAUGGGCUUAUGAUGCUGCUUCCGCACUAGCUAGGGCAGUUGAGAAAGUUGGGAUCACAAAUCUUGGGUUUGAGAAGACAAAUGUUUCAAGCAACUUAACUGAUCUUGAAACUAUUAGGGUCUCUCAAAAUGGCCCGAAACUUCAUGAAGCUAUAUUGGGUGUACGAUUUACAGGACUUUCUGGAGAGUUCAGUCUUGUUAAUGGUCAACUACAAUCAUCAAGUUUUGAAAUUAUUAAUGUGAAUGGCAAUGGAGAAAGGAGGAUUGCAUUCUGGACUCCAGAAAAUGGACUCGUAAGGAAAUUGAAUUCAGCGAACACAAGCACAUAUUCCACCUCGAAGGACAAUCUAGGACCUGUUAUUUGGCCAGGUGAUUCUAGCUCUGCCCCUAAAGGUUGGGAGAUUGCAACAAAUGGGAAGAAAUUGCGUAUAGGAGUUCCAGUGAAAGAUGGUUUUAAUGAAUUUGUUAAGGUGACGCGUGAUCCUAGCAUUAAUACACCACAAGUCACUGGGUAUUGUAUAGACGUCUUCAAUGCUGUAAUGGAAGAAUUGCCAUACGCCGUUAGCUAUGAGUUUAUUCCCUUUGCAAAGCCUGAUGGUGGAAGCGCCGGUGAUUAUAAUGAUUUGGUCUAUGAAGUAUUUCUUGGGAAAUUUGACGCUAUGGUAGGAGAUACAACGAUCGUAGCGAACAGGGCAAACUUUGUGGACUUUGCAUUGCCAUACACGGAAUCUGGAGUAUCAAUGGUUGUGCCAAUCCAAGACAACAGGCCAAAAAACGCAUGGGUGUUCUUGAAGCCUUUAACUUGGGACCUUUGGAUGACAAGCGGUUGUUUCUUUGUCUUCAUAGGCUUUGUGGUAUGGGUUCUUGAACACCGAAUAAAUGAUGAUUUUCGUGGGCCUCGCUUGCAUCAGAUUGGGACAAGCUUGUGGUACGCCUUCUCUACCAUGGUUUUUUCACAUCGGGAGCCAGUGUUAAGCAAUUGCGCUAGGUUUGUGGUGAUUGUAUGGGUUUUUGUGGUGCUCAUACUCACUCAAAGCUAUACUGCGAGUUUGACGUCACUCUUAACAGUUCAACAACUGCAACCAACUGUUACUGAUUUCAAACAGCUUAUUAAGAAUCAGGAGUAUGUCGGAUACCCAGAAGGUUCUUUUGUUUUUGGAGUCCUAAAAGAAAUGAACUUCGACACAAGUAAGCUUCGGCAAUAUAAUUCUACAGAUCAAUGUGAUGAACUUUUAUCCAAUGGAAGUGCAAAUGGCGGUAUAGCUGCUGCUUUUGAUGAAAUCCCAUACAUGAAGCUUUUUUUGGGACAAUAUUGCUCAAAAUAUACCAUGGUUGCAUCAAUAUACAAAACUGAUGGCUUUGGCUUUGCCUUCCCAAGAGGUUCCCCUCUUGUUGCUGAUGUUUCUAGGGCAAUCUUAAAUGUGACCGAGGGAGAGAAAAUGAAAGAGAUUGAAAAGGCAUGGCUUGGGAUGGAAACCAAUUGUCCAGAUUACAACACCCAAGUUUCUUCUAAUAGUCUCAGCCUUGCAAGCUUUUGGGGCCUAUUCCUCAUUGCCGGUGUUGCUUCCUUAUUAGCCCUCAUCGUCUCCGUUGGCAUGUUCCUUUACAAUGAGAGGCGGCAAAUCUUGAUGCGUUUUGAUACAGAAGGAUCAUUAGGGAGAAGAAUUCAGCAUACAUUGAGAAUCUUUGACAGAAAAGACCUAAGCUCGCAUACUUUUAGAAAGAGAGCUCUUGGAGACAGAUGUGAGAUUGACGGUGUUCACGUUAUAGGCGCAAGUGAACCCUCGCCAAAUGCUAACUACCCACCAACUCCAUCAAGCCAUUCAACACGUGUCAUAGGAGAUUCAGAAACGCCUUCUCGAGAAUAUGCAGAUCUCAUGAGUCCAAGGGGUCAAGUGUCUGAACCAGCAGGAGAUACUGAGCAAAUUGUCGACCCAAAUCAAGAGGGACCAUGA
This is a messenger RNA of Corylus avellana, 2913 nucleotides long. The record is from RefSeq and is a predicted model, not a curated record. NCBI's taxonomy places the organism in Eukaryota, Viridiplantae, Streptophyta, Magnoliopsida, Fagales, Betulaceae.